Messenger RNA from Catharus ustulatus (Swainson's thrush), 1455 nucleotides. RefSeq names its product SPOUT domain containing methyltransferase 1 (gene SPOUT1). Bases 23 to 1162 code for a protein of 379 amino acids. NCBI's taxonomy places the organism in Eukaryota, Metazoa, Chordata, Aves, Passeriformes, Turdidae. The record is from RefSeq and is a predicted model, not a curated record. The transcript has 12 exons. Gene Ontology annotation, biological process: miRNA processing; maintenance of centrosome location. Gene Ontology annotation, cellular component: mitotic spindle; spindle pole centrosome; kinetochore. Gene Ontology annotation, molecular function: miRNA binding.
GCGUGGCCGGCAGCGCGGGAAGAUGGCGGACUCCGGGAGCAGCGUGGCGAAGCGCCCUAAGGUUUCACAGGUUGAGGACAGGAAGGUGGACUGGCGGCGCUGGAGGCAGGAGAGGAAAGCAGAGAAGAAGAAAUGGAAGGAAUUGAAAUUGCUGAAGAAACUGGAGAAACAGCGGAUGCGAGAACUGGAGGAACAACAAGCCCAGACGCAGGAGGAGCAGAAGGAAGACAGAGGCCGCCGGCACACGCUGAGCGUGGCCCUGCCCGGCUCCAUCCUCAACAACGCGCAGUCCCUGGAGCUGCGCACGUACCUGGCGGGGCAGAUCGGCCGGGCCUGCGCCAUCUUCUGCGUGGAUGAGAUCGUGGUGUUCGACGAGACUGGAGAGGACGUCAGGACCGUGGAGGGGGAUUUUGAAGGAAUUGGGAGGAAAGGCAAGGCUUGUGUGCAGCUGGCUCGGAUCCUGCAGUACUUGGAGUGCCCUCAGUACUUGAGGAAAUCCUUUUUUCCAAAGCAUGAGGAUCUGCAGUUUGCAGGGCUGCUCAACCCCCUGGACAGCCCCCACCACAUGCGGAUGGACGAGGAGUCGGAGUACCGGGAGGGCAUCGUGCUGGACCGGCCAGCAAAGCCAGGCAAAGGCUCCUUAGUUAACUGUGGGAUGAGGAAGGAGGUGCGGAUUGACAAACAGCUGAACCCUGGUCUGCGAGUCACCGUGCGCCUGGAGAAGCCCCAGAAUCCAGAAGCCAAAGUGCGGAAAGGCACCGUGGUGUCCUCGCAGCAUCCCCGGGAAGCCUCAGGCUUGUACUGGGGUUACAGCGUCCGCCUGGCCUCCUGCUUGAGUGCUGUCUUUUCUGAGUGCCCAUUCAAGGAAGGCUAUGAUCUCUCUAUUGGAACCUCAGAGCGGGGCAGCACUGUGGACCAGGUCACUCUGCCCUCCUUCAGGCAUGCCCUUGUCGUAUUUGGAGGCCUUGAGGGCUUGGAAGCUGGGGUUGAUGUGGACCCAAACCUGAAGGUCACCGACCCAAGUGUCUUGUUUGACUUCUACGCGAACACGUGUCCCAGCCAGGGCAGCAGAACCAUCCGGACUGAGGAAGCACUGCUGAUCUCCCUGUCUGCACUGAGACCACACCUUGAGGAAGCUGUGAAGACACCCAAAGACAGCUGAGGGAAGGGAAACCACUGACCUUGCCCUUGGGGAGGCAGCUCUUCAAAUGUGGAGUACUGGGCAUCACUCCAGGAGCCUGGCAGGACCAAAGCACAGUGUGUGACUGGAGCUGGCAGCACUGCCCAGCCAGGCACUCACUGCUGCUGGGAGCAGCAGGUCUGUGCCCUCCUGCCUGCAUGGCCCAGCCAAGGGCUGGUUGCUGCUUUCCAGCAGCUGGCAUGGGCUGGGCAGCGGGCUUGGUCUCAGCAACUCAGACAGCUGGAGUGGGAAUAAAGCAGUAUGGAACCUCUGUU